Messenger RNA from Teleopsis dalmanni, 1202 nucleotides. RefSeq lists its product as uncharacterized. The transcript is spliced from 4 exons. The record is from RefSeq and is a predicted model, not a curated record. NCBI's taxonomy places the organism in Eukaryota, Metazoa, Arthropoda, Insecta, Diptera, Diopsidae. Bases 371 to 1060 code for a protein of 229 amino acids.
UACUUCGUUAGGUGAUGUUCAGAUAUUGGUUUAAGUUUUAAAAAACUUCUAAAUUUUGUUCUUGCAUUUGCGGAAGUGCGAUUAAGCCAAUUUAUAUUUUGUAAUCUCAGCCAGGGAAUAUUAUUUUUUUAGCACCCAAAUUUAACAAAAGAAACAUUGUCGGACCGUAUAUUUCGAUAGCUAACAAGGUUUUUAAAGAACUUUUCCUUCAACUAACUUGCAUUUUUCCUAAUCGAGGUAAAAACACAAUAAAUUAAAUUAAAACUUAAAUAUAUUUUGCACUGGAAACGUGGUUUCUUAGACAGACACUAAAGGCAGCACUUCUAUUGUGUCGCACAUUGCACAUUGUACAUAACUUUACCUCAACAUCAUGGUUUUGCUAAGAAAAUUCCUGCGUUAUCAUGUCAACAACGCCUUACUCCAAAGGGAACCGCCAUAUAUGUUUACUGCACUAAUAUGCAUACUUGUACCCCUAUGCUUCUGUUUUGUCGCUUACAUUUUGAUGUUUUAUGAUGAAAUCUGCAUAUCAUGGAAGGAAACGAAAGCUAAGCGUGCGCUUAUGGAAGUCAAUUGUAAGGGAAAGAAGAAAAAGUGUUCCCCUUUUGAAGUCCACUCACAGAGGAUGAAAAAAGAAUCCCGAAAAGUUUUCAAACAGGUUCUAUCAGAAAUUGAACUUACUUUAGCGAUAAAUUCAGAUGAUGAAAGUUCGGGUGAAGACAAAGUUGUCGUAACUAAGGAGCGUCCAACCGCUGUUGUUAAGUACAGUUACGUUGAAGCAUCUGCUUCUAAAGAGAACGUAACAUUUCAGUGUAUGGUUGAUGAAACUGUAGUGGAAAGUAAAAAUAAGUUCUUUCAGUAUGUUAAUUAUCAGGCAAUAACAACUACGGAUAUUGAAAAUGGAGAAGUGAUUGGCAAGCCAUCUAUCAAUAAUAUAAUAAACACAUUAACUGAUUUAGUCCGGGAUUCCUUUCGAACCUGCUUAGAUAAUUUUUCCAAGAAUUCAAUACUCAAAACAACUUCAAUUGAUGAAUUUCGUAGGGAGAUGGAAAAGGUCGAUUAACUUGUGUGAGUCCACACGGCUUCGGAUAAAGGAAAAAGUACACAGAUAUGAUGCUCUAUAGCGGAUACUCUAUGAAUCCGUAUGUUAAACACAACAAAAAAUUGAUGACUCUUAAAUUAAAAAGUACAUGAAUAAAUAGUAA